Molecule: messenger RNA, 1164 nt
Organism: Haemonchus placei
Lineage: Eukaryota; Metazoa; Nematoda; Chromadorea; Rhabditida; Trichostrongylidae
Source: the annotation of a GenBank genome assembly
GAACUGAUAGGCAAAUUCGAACGGCAAGGGGAUGUAUAUUCAAGGACGCAACUCAUCAAGGAGAUCGGGGAGUUUGAGGAGCCACUACUUACGCACAUGAAUCACUCUACCAUGACGAACUACUUGCACGCAUUGGCUGACAGAUACCCAAAUCUCACCCAUCUCUAUUCCAUUGGAAGCUCCGUUCGUGGACGCCAACUAUGGGUGCUAACAGUAUCGAAGUAUCCUCGAAAGCAUGAAAUUGGAGUUCCAGAAUUCAAAUACAUUGCAAAUAUGCAUGGCAAUGAGGACAACAUUUUCUUCAGGUAUGAAAUUGCUCAUGAAGGCGAUGAUGCAGGUAUAUACGGAAGGACGAAUGCCAACAAUAAAGACUUGAACAGGAACUUCCCCAGCAGGUGGGCAAAACCUAAAGAAAUGGAGAUACAAUUAGCGAAUUCUAAGAUAUUAGGAACAGAUCAGUUUACCACACUAGUCUCCAGAUUUCCCAAUUUCUUCCCGUCGGAGCAAAUCCAACCAGAAACAAUAGCAGUAAUGAAAUGGACGAAGUCAAUCCCUUUCAUUUUGUCAGCUAGCCUGCAUGGGGGGACAACUUUAGUGAACUAUCCAUUUGAUGACCAUCCGACUAGAACAGCUUCACGUCGUUAUUCUCCGUCUCCGGAUAACGAGCUAUUCGUCAGACUUGCUUAUUCUUAUUCGAAAGUUCAUGACCGGAUGAAUAAACAGGGCCCACGAUGUCUGAACGAACACUUGAACUUAGCUACAGAGCCACAGAAUGGAAUAGUGAACGGAGCAGACUGGUACAUUGUAUCUGGUGGAAUGCAGGAUUGGAACUACUUGCACACGAACUGCUUCGAACUGACUAUCGAAUUGAAUUGUGUCAAAUAUCCUCCAAGAAACGAGUUGAAAGCGCUGUGGGAUGAAAAUAAGUAUCCGCUCCUGUACUUCAUUGAGCAAAUUCACAAAGCGAUUCAUGGAACAGUCGUUGAUGCAGAUACUGGUCAAGGGCUGCUGAACGUCACUGUGAGUAUCGAUGAUCGCAUGAAAAUUGUAACCACGUAUGCGAAUGGAGAGUUCUGGCGGCCUGCUAAUAUUGGACAAUAUAAGGUCAGCCGUUGUCAUUCAGUAAGCAGACAUGAGGGAGUUUUAAUACAGCUGACUCAAUGA